Messenger RNA from Rhagoletis zephyria (snowberry fruit fly), 1647 nucleotides. The record is from RefSeq and is a predicted model, not a curated record. Lineage: Eukaryota; Metazoa; Arthropoda; Insecta; Diptera; Tephritidae.
AUGGAGGACGACACCAUCAAAAAUCAGAUCAUCAGCUGCCACAUCGGCAACUCAGUGAACGGUCUCAAGGCACUUUCUGACAACCAAAGCCUGGCUCAGUCAAUUCGUGAAACUCAACUCAACUGUGCUUGCCCCAAAAAACAAACAUUGCUAGGCAAAUUUGGCAAGUUGUUGUUGCCUUCAGGCAACUUUUCAAAUAACGCCAACAACAACACCAGCACGUUCAGCGAAAUCGACCAAAUCGAACAGGAUCGAGCCGAAGCUAAACGCAGACUUGAAGUGGCCGUCAAGAAGUUGUGCAAAAAGUCGGCUAAAGCUUUAAAAAAGCCGAUUGAAAAGAACCGCCAAAAAGCUCAGCAGACAUUGGAAAACUUGAACUUUGAAACCGAAAUCUUCUAUCACCGAAUCAACCACCUCAGUGAACAGUUUGCCAAGUUAAAUAAGGCAAUUGGUCAAAACGGCGACAUUGACCCAGACUUUGCGCCCACGGCCAUCUACACUCCAUCAACGCUGAAAGUGCUUACUGCUGAAAUUCAACUUGAAAUGGAGCGCACAAACAAACUUCCCUUGGCGACCAUUAUUGAGGAGGAUGAAGGGGAGUUUGCCACCACAAUGCCCUCUUUGGACUUCUCUCCUUCAAACCCUGUCUACCGUCCAUCUCCAUCGACCAUUCAUCCUAAGUACAUUAUUGAGCUGCUGGCAAAAGUUUGCGACCGCUUGUCGCCUCUUUCAAACUACGAACUCAAUGUUAUGGGAGUUUUUGGCUGCGGCGCUCAAAGUACGGUUCACCAGGCCUGGCUGAAGGCAAACGGCUCCAAGGGCUCUGCCAUUGCUUUGAAGGUGCAGCUGGUCACUGCUCGCCGUUUCCGGGACGUCCUCACCGAGGUGAACCUCAUCGGCGGCGAAACUGCUGUUUUGCGCCAUCAGAACAUUCUCACCGCCAGUCGAUGUUCACUUUUCAAGUCACACAGCUCUGGACUUCUGGGCUACCAUUUUUACAUGGCACUGGCUUUAGAACCGAUGGCCGAUGGAAGCCUGGCCGAUUACGUCUACGACUACUGGCUGGAGCCAUUUGUUGCCUGUCUGAUGCUGCAACUGCUGCCCGCGCUCAGCUACAUUCACGCACAGGGAAUAGUUCACGACAACAUCAAGCCAGACAACAUACUGCUCAACAAUGGCACUGUGAAAAUCGCCGACUUUGGCAAGGCGAUGUACCUGAAGGAAGAGCAGGAGGAGGCACAAGGACGGCAAGGCAAAACUAGCGCCAUUCGGUACACCGCCCCUGAAAAGGCCCGAGCCCGACUGGAUGGCGGCAAUUCAAAACAGGAUGAGUUGUCCACUGCCCUUGAUAUUUGGGCACUGGGCGCCACACUGUACGAGCUGCUUGAAGGGAAAUGCCCCUAUCACAAGUACGACAGCAACAAAGUUCUUUUGGCCAUCAGCACUCAUGGACUCUUUCUGACAAGAAAUGAAAAAUAUUCACCCACAUUGAAGAGUUUCUUCUCACUAAUGACCCAAUUUAAACCUGCUGAUCGACCCUCUGCUGAUGUUCUUCUUGCCGAUCCCUUCAUUGCCAAAGCCAGCACUCCCAGCGAGUUGGCCGCUUUCAUUAAAAAGCUGAAAGAUGACAUUCAAUUGACCAAAUAA